AUGAGCUGGAACAGACAUGGUGGUGGUGGACGGAGGAGGAACAACAGAGAUGAAUACGAUGACCGCCUGGGACGUGAGGUGUAUGAAACACCUGAGCAGCAUCUGAGGACUACGAUCAUUCAUUAUGGCAAUGUGGAUGCCGACCAGGAGCUUGCAAGGGUGGCAAAGGAAAUUCGUGAAGAGAAUGCUAGGUCUUCCAACGUCCCUGCUAUAGCAGAAGGUUUUCGAAUAGGAGUGACAGAAGAACCGUACAAAAUUCCUCACUAUGCAGCCCUCCUGCGCGCUUUAGAUGAAGGCGCAGAAGGUACAACCGAUACUAUGCUGGGAAAACAGGUUCUGGAUGAUUUCUGGAAGGGAUUCCAAGGAUUCUUGGAUAAAUUGGCGUGGAGGCAAAUCAGGCUUUGUGUCCACUUCUUCGCGCAUUUGACGAGUGCACAAGUCAUUUCUGUAUCUUCCUUGCUUUCAUUGUUGCAAUCGUUUACGGCUGCCUUGGAGGAGUUUGGUGUUUCUCAUAGCCGAGCUAAGAAUGCCGCUCUUUGUGCGGCGGAGGGCCUUAUGAGGGCAGGACCGGAGUUGAAAAGCCAAUCUCCUUCAGAAGUCACAGAGAUCAUUUCUGCCAUUCAGACGUACGCCGAGACGUCUUCUGGAAGUAAACUUCUGGCCAGUCCGUUAGUAAAGCUACACACCGAGUCCGAUGCAUUCGAAGGAACAUCAGAGCUUCUGGAUAAUGCAAUCGCCGUGCUCAAGUCACUUGAUGAGAACGACUUUUCCGACUGCGAUUCGAGCUUUUUGAAACCGUAUUCAGUCAAGUCAGAUGAUCCUGCUCCGUACUUUGACCUGCCUUCAGUGCUUGUGCCUCCCGAAGCCAUUGAGCUUGAAAGUCUCACCGGUGUUGCAGAAGAUAGUGCAGCUGUGGUUAAAAAUGAGGAAUGGCCCGAAUACCGUAUACGCACUUUUGCCAACGAUAUGACUGCUGAUCCCACGACGGUGCUCGGCUAUGCCGUCAAUGUCCUCAUCUCCGAUGUUAUUGACAUCUUCGAAGUAAAUAGGAAGGAAUGUGCUAGGUUCCUCUUUGAGCUUCCUAAAUGGUUGCCGUCCGGUACUUUCAAGCCAAGGCCAGGCGUGCCAAGUGAGAACGGUGCUGCAAGUGGACCAUUAUGGCAGCUUGAAAGCUGUAUCAUGGAAAGUAUCCUCGCAAAGAUGCUUGUCCUCCCAAGACCGUUACACAGGCCGAUGUACUACAUAGCAUUGAUUACUGAGCUCUGCAAGCUGCAGCCAUCGACAACCGGGCCCGCGGUGGGCAAGUCAAUACGAAAGCUCUAUGGUUAUCUCGUCGAUGGUCUGGACGUAGCAGCUGCUCAUAGGUUCACAGAAUGGUUUGCGACACACAUGAGUAAUUUCGGUUUCCAAUGGGUAUGGAAAGAAUGGGUUCCGGAUCUGUCAUUGCCAAGCCACCAUCCAAAACGCAACUUCAUCCGCCGAGCGAUCGAAAUCGAGAUACGACUUGCAUAUUUUGAUCGGAUACAGAAGACGCUUCCGGAGGCUUAUCAAGCUCCAGGAACUGAUGCUCUGCCUGAUGAAGCCCCAGGACCUGAGUUUACAUAUGAUGAUCCUCGAAACCCAUACCAUGAACCUGCUGAGCAGCUGCUUAACCUCUUACGUGGUCGUGCAAAGGCCGAGGACGUUAAUACGCACCUCGAUACGCUGAAAAGCACCGUUGCGGAUUUGUCCGAAGGUGACGUCCGUGUUGACGCUGUUGUGCGCUCGAUCACAGUCCAAGCUUUGUUACACAUCGGGUCUCGUUCGUUCUCCCACUUCCUUAACGCCAUUGAGCGCUACCUGCUCCUUUUACGUACACUUUCGAGUGGAGCGGAGGCGAAGCAAGACAUCCUCAAUGCCGUGGCACAGUUUUGGCAACGUAACCGCCAAAUGGUACGCAUUGUCUUUGACAAGCUCAUGCAGUAUCAAAUUGUCGAUCCGUCGGAUGUCAUUGCUUGGGCUUUCUCGCCGCAUCCUCAGGACGAGGACACGAAUGUAGAGCGAAUUGAUACGUUCCGAUGGGAGAUUAUUGAGAAUGCGUUGGAUAAAGCGAAUGGACGUGUGAUGAUUGCUAGAAAGAAGGUAACUACGUUAAGGAAAGAGGAGGAUGAUAGUCGGGCGCGUUCGACAUACACAGCUUUGGAAGAGAAACCUGCGGAGGACUCACCAGCGCUUAGAACUGCGCUCAAAGCGUAUUCAACCUUAUCGAGCGAGCAGCGUGCAGUACUGUCAAAAACACUUAACGAAUUCGUUAACGCUUUGUCGGAUACAAGUGCCGUCCUCACCGAGUCCUCCUGGGACAAUCGAUCGAAUUGGACGAACACGGAGUGGAAUAUUUGGGAAACGUGGGGAUGGUACCGCAACUUCUGUCGACUGUUUGCCCCGUAUCUUCGUGCUUAUUCGACUGCGCUGGGGACGGUCGCGUUCGCCAAGGUGGAAAGCUCAGAAGACGAUGCAGCUAAGCUCCUCAAGCGUGUAUGGAAUGUUUCUACAGGCCAGGAGGCCUAA
This is a messenger RNA of Fomitiporia mediterranea MF3/22, 2547 nucleotides long. RefSeq lists its product as uncharacterized. The transcript has 13 exons. The record is from RefSeq and is a predicted model, not a curated record. Gene Ontology annotation, biological process: nuclear-transcribed mRNA catabolic process, nonsense-mediated decay; mRNA export from nucleus. Gene Ontology annotation, cellular component: nuclear cap binding complex; nucleus. Bases 1 to 2547 code for a protein of 848 amino acids. NCBI's taxonomy places the organism in Eukaryota, Fungi, Basidiomycota, Agaricomycetes, Hymenochaetales, Hymenochaetaceae. Gene Ontology annotation, molecular function: mRNA binding; RNA cap binding.